AUGUUUCGAGUUCUUCUAUUUUUUUCCAUUUUUCCAUUUAUAUCCCUUAUUGAUAUUAAAAAUUUUAUUCCAUUUGGUCUUGAACAUAAUGAUAAAAUAUUUGAAAAAGAAAUCACUAAUAUUACUGAUCCAAUAUCAAUAUCUGUUCGUUAUUCAUUUUUUAAUACUUAUUAUGAUACAAUACGUAUAUCUAGUAAUGGUUUAAUUGUAUUUGGAAAUAAUAGUUGUUUAUUAUCAUUUAAAACAUCUGAUCAACAUCCAUUUGACGAUUUAGUAUGUAUUGCACCUUAUUGGAUUGAUACAAAUCUAACCUAUGAUACAGUAAGUAAUAUUUUUUACCGAGAAAUAUUACUUAAAACAGAACCUAAUACACUUUAUGAUAUAACAAAAAUUUUACGUAAUGGAUUUCCUAAAUUAGCAGCUCAACGAAUGUUAUGGGCAUUUGUUAUAACAUGGUAUGAAUUACCUGAUAAUAAAAAUGAUAUCAAUCGAAAUACUUAUCAAGUAAUCUUAACAACAAAUGGAUUUUAUUCAUUUAGUUUAUUUACUUAUCAUCAAUUACAAUGGUCACAAGGUUUAUCAGGUAAUCAUGCACAAAUUGGAUUUAAUGCUGGUGAUCAAAUAAAUUAUUAUAGAUUAAAAAGAUCUUUAUCACCUGAAAUAAUAAAUAUUGUUAAUGAAUCUAAUAUUGGUAUACCAGGUCAAUUUAUAUUUCAUACAACCGGUAAUAUUAGUGAUGUACAAUGUGAAACAUCAACUGGUUUACAAAUUUCACCAUUUCGUGGUUCAAUUUAUGGUGGAUAUGAAAUUCGUUUACAUGGAAUUUGUUUUAAUCAAUCACAUUAUGAGAUACAUAUUGAUGAUCAUCUAGUUGAUGAUUGUCGUAUACUUAAUUCAUUAUAUAUUGUUUGUACAAUGCCAAUGUUAAUGGAUAGUGGUAAAAUAAAAAUCGAAUUAUUUAACCAAGAAACUAAAGAACUUAUUGAUUCAACUGAUUUUCUUGCUCAUGUACCAGAAGAUCAUGGUGAAUUAAUUUUAAGUAAUUAUAUUAAUUUAACUCAACAAAUAGCUGAUCCAAAUAAUGAUGAAUUAAUUCUUCAUUUUCAAUCAAAUAGUAUAACACAAAAAUAUCUUUUUCGUAUUAUUAUUUAUGAUUAUGCAACACAAUUAUCAUCGGAUAAUCAAACUCUUUAUAAUCGUACACGACAACGUAUUGAUCUUGGAUUAGGUUAUCUUAAUCUUUCAGCUAUUAAUAAUCUUACAAUUCGUUAUGAUACGAUUUUUUCUGUAACAACUGAUCCGACUGAUCGUGUUCAUGCAUUACAAAUCUCAUUUGAAAUCGAACAAACAAAAGGAUGGCUUCGUUCAGCUCUUUUCGUUGGUGCAAAAAUCUUUACAGCUGCAACAACAUUAAAUGCUGCUUAUUGUCCAGCUUGGUUAUUAAUGCAAAGUGAUCCAUUAAAAUAUAUUGAACAAGUUCCUGUAUGUCCUUGUCAAGUACCAAUAGAACCAUGGUUAGAUGAAUAUAUGGGAUUUCGUAUUGAUGAAGGAUGUGAUGCACGAAAACCUAUUGAAGAAACAUGUGCUUAUCAUAAAAGUGCAAGAGGUUGUUAUCGAAAACGAUCAGAUACAAGUUGGGCUGGUGCUCAAUGUUGUUAUGAUGAACAAGGUAAAUUUAUUGAACAUGGUAAAGAUGGUGCAGGAACACUUGAUGUUAUAUCACCAGAUGCAAAUAGUUGGUAUGGAAAAAGUUUAAAUUUUUUUGGUCAUUUUUUUUCGGAUUUUCUUUCAUAUUGGUCUUGUUGUCGAAGUCUUUUAAUAAGUGAAACACUAUGUAAAGCUUAUUAUGAUUAUCGUCCUGCUGGUCGAUGUGAAAAUAUGGAAAUUGAAUCAAUUGAAAAACAUGGAGAUCCUUAUUUUGUUACACUUAAUGGUAGUUCAUAUACAUUUCAAGGACAAGGCGAAUAUACAUUAUUAUCAUUACCAGAAUUUAAUGGACAAGAAGUUCAGAUACGUCUUGCAUCGAAUGAUGAAAAUGUUAAUAAAACAGUAGGAAUUGUUGCUUUUGUUAUUGGCUUUUUAAAAGAUAAGAAACGUGUUCAAUUUGAAUUAUUUCCAACACAUCAACAUCUAGAAAUUCGUAUUGAUACAAGAUUAAUUGAUUUACCACAUGAAGAGUUUGGUGUAUCAGUACUUAUCUAUGAAGAUGAAUAUGUAAAAAUAAAACGUAAAGUUAAUGGUGCAUUUAAAAUUUCAUUUCCUGGAAGUCAUUUUCGAUUUCGUGCUACUAUUCGUCCAAACUAUGAUUUUUUUGAUUUAGAAACAUUAUUAGAACGAGAAAAAUUUAAUAAAUUAUCAACACCAUCUUAUGGUUUAUUAGGUGAUCUUCAUGGUUUAAUGUAUCCAAAUGGAACACGAAUAUUAAUUAAUGAAAGUAAUGAAAAUACAUUAUUUGAAUAUGGUCAAUCAUGGGGUGUAUCACGAAAUACUUCACUUUUUUAUUAUUUAAAUGAUGAUAUUAAUCAUCAAUUUAGUUUUUUUGAACAAAACUUAGAAGAAACAAACAAAAUGACAUUAGUUCAAUCAAAUUGUAAUAAUGAUUUAUUACAAGAACAAGAACAAGAACAUUGUACUCAAGAGACUUCACAUAUUGAUUCGAAUGAAUUAAAUGAAGAAAAUUCCCAUGAUUUAUAUCGAUCUGAUCAACAUCAUUGGGAAUCAUUGACAGUAACUAUCGCAGCAGAUGUAAUACCACAGAAGAAAUCAAAUAGUGCAAUUCAUUAUACAUAUUCAUAUUCGAAUUUAUUUAUUUUAUUUUUAUACUUUUUUUUGUAG
Messenger RNA from Adineta steineri, 2835 nucleotides. Lineage: Eukaryota; Metazoa; Rotifera; Eurotatoria; Adinetida; Adinetidae. The record is from the annotation of a GenBank genome assembly.